Molecule: messenger RNA, 585 nt
Organism: Trypanosoma rangeli
Lineage: Eukaryota; Euglenozoa; Kinetoplastea; Trypanosomatida; Trypanosomatidae
Exons: 1
Coding region: 1-585 (194 amino acids)
Source: RefSeq, a predicted model, not a curated record
AUGGCUGCUGAAGGGGAACAGCGGGCGAGUUCCCCACGUCUGGGGGAGGCUGAAAUGACAAGACUUGUGCAGCGGCUGUACUACCAGCAGAUGGAGCUUGCUGCGCGGCGGGAGGAGGAGCGCCGCCGUCAACUCUCCAAGUCGUGUAUCCCACCGCGUCGCAUCAACAAGGACGCGGAGGGGGAUCUAGUCCGCCGCAUCUACGACCAACAGCUGGAGCGAUUUCGGCAAGGCAGGGAGGAGCGGGAGCGAAAGGCGUACGAAGAGAUGCACCGCUGCGACAAGAAGGUGCUGGAGUCUGAUAUACAAGAGCAGGUGGAACGCAUCUACGCACAGGAGAUUGCCAAGAGCAAGGCCCGCCGUGAGGAGCUGCAGAAGCGGUACCUACCCGAGAUGGAGCCGAAGAAAAUCAGCAAGACUAAACUCAAGCAGAGUGUGGAGCGUCUAUCACACGUGGACUACGCCAAACGAGACGAGGAGCUGUUCAAGAAGCACGUGUACCCGUACGACCCACAAACCGUAAAGAUUUCUCACGAGGAAGUGGAGGCGAUGGCCAACCGCCUCUCAACGAGGGGUAGCGCGUAG